This is a messenger RNA of Penicillium subrubescens, 2799 nucleotides long. Its product is annotated as putative beta-N-acetylglucosaminidase. The record is from RefSeq and is a predicted model, not a curated record. NCBI's taxonomy places the organism in Eukaryota, Fungi, Ascomycota, Eurotiomycetes, Eurotiales, Aspergillaceae. Gene Ontology annotation, molecular function: hydrolase activity, hydrolyzing O-glycosyl compounds. The transcript has 4 exons. Gene Ontology annotation, biological process: carbohydrate metabolic process; peptidoglycan turnover. Bases 1 to 2799 code for a protein of 932 amino acids.
AUGGCCCCGAAAGAGGACAUGCUGCCCCCGGGCUGGGAUGAUCUAGACAGGCAAAUGGGCCAGCUCUUUAUGAUGGGCUUCGAUGGUACUUCCGUUAGCCCUCAGAUUCGCUCGCUCAUCGAAGACUACCACUUGGGAUCUGUCCUUCUGUCCGCUAAGAAUUUGAAAUCUGCCGAGGAGGCCACCCGACUGGUCCUGGAAUUGCAGACCAUCGCUCGAGAUGCCGGUCAUCUCGUGCCCCUACUUAUCGUGCUCGACCAAGAGAAUGGCGGCGUGAAUAGCUUGUACGAUGAGAUAUACAUUCGCCAAUUUCCCAGCGCCAUGGGAAUCGCCGCAACGGGGUCGAAAUCAUUGGCGCAUGAGGUUGCAAAGGCUACCGCGCAAGAAUUAAAGGCUGUCGGUGUCAAUUGGAUCCUCGGUCCCGUUCUAGAUGUCUUGACCAAUGUACGGAAUCAGCCGUUGGGCGUGCGCACCUCUGGCGAUGACCCGCAGGAAGUGUCGCAAUACGGGGUACAGUUCAUGAAGGGCUAUCAGGAAGCUGGGGUCGCGACAUGCGGCAAACAUUUCCCUUCAUACGGAAACCUCGAGUUCCUCGGUUCGCACACGGACGUGCCCAUCAUCACCGAAUCUCUGGAACAACUCAGUCUCACCGCGCUCGUUCCUUUCCGAAAUGCCAUCAUGCAGGGCCUGGAUGCCAUGAUGGUCGGUGGCGUAUCCAUGUCAUCAGCCGGUAUGAAUGUCAUGCAUGCCUGUCUCAGUGACCAGGUGGUGGACGAACUUCUCCGGAAGGACUUGAAAUUCCAAGGUGUCGUGGUAUCAGAGUGUUUGGAGAUGGAGGCCCUCACCCAUAAUAUUGGUGUUGGUGGUGGAACGGUCAUGGCGAAGAAUGCCGGUUGCGAUGUUAUCUUGCUGUGUCGGUCAUUCCCCGUGCAACAGGAGGCAAUCAAUGGACUGAAGUUGGGCGUGGAAAACGGCAUCAUUGGACGACCUCGAAUCGAGCAAUCGCUUCGUCGCAUUCUGAACUUGAAGUCUCGGUGCACGUCUUGGGAACAGGCGUUGAACCCGCCGGGUCUUCAUUCUCUCACACAAAUGCAGCCAUCACAUACUAACCUCUCCACACGCGCCUAUAAUAGCUCCAUUACUGUGAUGCGCGAUAAGAACAAUCUCCUGCCUCUCUCCAACAUCAUCGAUGCAAGUGAGGAACUCUUGCUCUUGACCCCCUUGGUCAAACCCCUGGCUGCAUCAGCAGUGUCCUUAUCCGCAAAGGACACCAAUCACGGCCCUACUAUGGAUCAGACAGCGAUCGAACGAUCAGCUUCCGUCAUGAGUGGUGAAACUGUUUUUAAAGAACUCGGGAGGUCCCUCUCGAGGCAAAGGAGCGGACGUGUCCUUCAUACAUCGUAUACACACAACGGCGUGAGGCCCAUCCACGAAGACCUUAUUGAGCGAGCCAGCGCGGUCAUCGUGGUCACCGCUGAUGCAAAUCGAAACUUAUAUCAGCAGGCCUUUGCCAAGCAUGUCUCCUUGAUAUGCCAGAACCAGUUUUCCGCCACAGGGGAGCGUUGUGAGAAACCCUUGAUCGUGGUUGCGGUCAGCUCUCCAUAUGACUUUGCCAUGGAUUCCACGAUCGGUACCUACGUGUGCACCUACGACUUCACAGAGACCGCGCUCCAGGCUCUGGUCAAGGUUCUUUAUGGCGACUUGACACCCACGGGAAGCCUACCCGGUUCAAUCAGCCGCAGCCAGAAGAUCCAUCAAUCUCGGCAGCAUUGGCUUGUGGAGAAUUGGAACGAGGAGCGAGAUGCUAACGGUCUAGAUGCGCUGCUCGAUGCCGUCCGUGAGGACUGUGCACAAGGGCAACGCUCUGAGCUCCUUGGUGCUACCUCCAGCAGCUUCCUCCUGCGCAAAGAAGAUAUCGAAGAGGCGCACUUUGUGGUCCGCAAUAGCAGUACACAAGCACUGUACGGCUUUUGUGCAACCUACUUCUUUCGAUCCACCGGCACAGGUGUUAUUGGAUGUUUGAUCGUUGACCCGUCACGCCGCAAGCUAUCCAUCGGCCACUCGCUGCACAGCCGCGCCAUUCGCAACCUACUCCAGCGCAAAGGGAUGAAACGCUUCCAGCUCGGCUCUAGACUACCCGGUAUUUACCUAGGAAUCCCGACUGCCAGCUCCGUCGAGCGCAAGCGACUACGACAAUGGUUUGCCAACCUGGGCUGGAAUACGUCGCUUUCACGCCCCGUCUGCAGUGUAAUCCUGCGCAAUCUGGCUACCUGGACGCCACCCGAUGGCCUCACCGUGACGCUGCAGAAUGCCGAUGUGGUCUACGACCUCGUCUACGGGUGGGACUAUGCCCGUGCGAUUCUUGAUCACAUCAAGACCAAUGCCCGUCAAGGUGUCGCUGACAUUUAUCGGAUUGCUUUGGGUGGCGCCCCCAAUUGCGGAAUCAUCCGCGCCAAGCGCUCGGCCGAUGAUAUGAUUCUCGGCAGUAUCGUCGUUUAUAAUGAGCGAUCGGCGCUGGCGGAGCAUAUGCCUGCUCUGCGCGCUACUCAGACUACUGUCGGUGGUAUCUCCUCGCCAGUUAUCUCGCCGGUUGCGGAUGAUUACUCCACCGUCAUGCAGGGGUUGAUUCUGCUGGCUAUCAAGCAGAUUCGCAAGUUGAAUGCCAAUGCGGUGGUGAUGGACUGUGUUGACGGUGAUGGCAAUUUUGACUGUCUCUCCUCGAUGGGAUUCAGCAUGCUACACAACUUUGAGGAGGUCAACUGCGAUGCAGCGACAUGGACGAUGAUGCAUCCGCCAUGA